Molecule: messenger RNA, 1174 nt
Organism: Striga asiatica
Lineage: Eukaryota; Viridiplantae; Streptophyta; Magnoliopsida; Lamiales; Orobanchaceae
Source: the annotation of a GenBank genome assembly
UUCAUAAACAAAAAAAAAUAGCAUUUUCUUCAACUUCCUCCGUGUAUGAAAAUGGCAGCAUUAUCAUCGUUGCAACUUCCUCUGUGUUGUAAUUUUGGCAGAAUCAACAACUCCUUUAAUCGACAAAGGGUGUACGGAUUCAACAUUGUGGCUGGAAUAAAGUCCUUAGCUUCAACAAUUCGACCACUAAUUAGGACUAAUGAGCUCGAUUGGGACGAGUGUGGUUCGUUUGUGGGCCGUAGGAAUUUUUUCGGGCUUGGGCUUAUUGGAGUUUCGACCCUUUUGAGAAGUUCUACUUUUGUGGAGGCAGCCGGAUUGCCGCCCGAGGAGAAACCGAGGCUAUGCGACGACACGUUUGUUUUGUCUUGUGGGAUGUCGCGUAAUCGUUUCCUUUUAAAUGAAAAUGAAAAAUCGAGGAAAUGUGCUGAAGUAAUUGUUGCAAUGGUGGAAUGCGAUGGUAAGGAACCACGUAAUGAUACUAGGAAAGUUUUCUCGUCUGUCUUAAGAAGUUUCAUUUGUUGUCCCAAUAGAACUAAUCUAUUUAAAAGCAUCUUGAUUCUUGAAGCUGUACCAAUGGUAACUACUGAAUCUGGUUUGCAAUACAAGGAUAUUAAUGUUGGUAAUGGACCGAGUCCUCCCGUUGGAUUUCAGGUGGCCGCAAAUUAUGUUGCUAUGGUUCCCUCUGGCCAAAUAUUCGACAGUUCACUCGAGAAAGGUCAGCUUUACAUUUUCCGGGUUGGCUCUGGUCAGGUCAUCAAGGGGCUUGAUGAAGGAAUCCUCAGUAUGAAAGUUGGAGGCAAACGGCGACUCUACAUUCCAGGACCUUUGGCAUUUCCAAAAGGCCUGGCAUCAGCACCAGGAAGGCCGCGUGUGGCUGCCAAUAGUCCAGUCGUGUUCGAUGUCAGCUUGGAGUACAUUCCCGGACUUGAGGAUGAUGAGUAAAAUAUGAUCUUUAUUUAUUAAUAUUAUUGUUAUUAUUUCUCUCUCAACAUUUUCUGGUUCCAUUAUUUCAUUCUUUUAACUUUUGUUAUAUUUCAUGUAUAACUGGGAAUUAUUGGAACCUCUGUGUCAGUGGAGUUUAAUGUCCAGUUUUUGUUCCCUAUUAUGAUUCUGAAUAAAUAAAUCUUACAUUGUCAGGAAAGGAAAGCAAUACCACCUGCAGGGUUGGUUUUUU